This is a messenger RNA of Cryptotermes secundus, 2675 nucleotides long. RefSeq names its product DNA polymerase lambda-like. Gene Ontology annotation, biological process: double-strand break repair via nonhomologous end joining. Gene Ontology annotation, molecular function: DNA-directed DNA polymerase activity; DNA binding. The transcript has 8 exons. The record is from RefSeq and is a predicted model, not a curated record. Gene Ontology annotation, cellular component: nucleus. Lineage: Eukaryota; Metazoa; Arthropoda; Insecta; Blattodea; Kalotermitidae.
UAUUUAUUUAUGGUCUUAGUUAAUAAUACUUUAAAUAUCACAUCUAGCAUCAUGCUGCCACCACCUUGCAAUGUUUUAUUAAUGUCAGAGGUUACAAACCUUUGCUGGAGUGGUGAAAAACAGCAUAUUUCUUUGUAUUUAGUGUAUUUUCUAAAAUGCAAAACAGCAAAUUGCACCAUCUGCUUUUUGGACAGCUGAGAUGAUUAUAUCAGCAGUGCCCAGUGCUACAAAACUAGUAACUCAAAACUAUUGUAAGACACUGUCUUUUCCUGUGUUCUGAAUGCUAGAUUUUAACCUAUACAGGGGCCAAUAUCCUUGGUUCAAGUUUAAUUGUAUUCUUUUGAGAGAGUUACAGGUUGAUCCUUCUGUUUCAGCAAAUUUUGAGGUGAAGAAAGUAAACAAUUCAUAACCAUAAUUGAAUGCUUGAAGAAAUGGAUCAAAAUAGAAAUGCUGCACCACAGAGUAAAAGUAGCACUUUUAAAAACUGUUACAUAUAUAUAUUGCCAGUUGGGCUUGGAAAGAAGAUAAUGACACUGUUUCAAACACAAAUUGCAAAUCAAGGUGGAAUAUGUGUUUCAAACUUGGCUGCAAGCAGUAGUCUUACACAUAUUGUACUAGAAGAUUCCAUAGUAAAGGAUUCAGAACGAAGUCUUAAAUUGUUGCAUGGCAUGCCUGUAGAUAUUAAUAGAAAAGUCAGAGUGGUGGGGACACAGUGGCUUAGCAAGUGCUCGAGAGAACAUAUGUAUGUGGACACAAAGGAAUUUGAAGUAUCUUCUAUGAUAAAUGUAAAAGACAAAGUUAACACACAGUAUAACAAACAACCAUUUCAUGAAGAGUAUGGUACGAAUGACAGUGAAGAUCCAGACCUGAUGAAACGUGACCUAGGAGACUUCUGUACCUUCACAGUGGAGCAUUCACCACCUAAGAGACUGAAACCUGAAGUAAUAGAGAAAUAUGUAUGUUCACAAUCAAAGAGUGAACUCAGAACAAAACGAGAAUGUAACCAUCUGGUGAUAGCAGAACUUCAGAAGUUGGCCAAUGCUUUCCAUAGCACUGGUGACCAGUGGUGGGCUUAUGGCUAUUAGAAAGCCAUAAGUGCCAUCAAAGCUUAUGGAUUAGAAAUAAAAAGCUAUGAGGAAGCAAUAGCAAUACCUGGUGUGGGCCCAAAAAUAGCAGCCAAGGUGUCCGAGUUGUUAGCAUCAGGACAACUUCGUAAGGUUGAUGAGAUAUGUGGCAGUGAGAGAAGUCAAGUGAUGGAGUCCUUCACCAAAGUAUGGGGUGCUGGCCCAGCCACUGCACAGAGCUGGUUCGAACAGGGCUUCCGAACACUUGAGGACUUGAAAGCCAAAGCUAACUUAACAAAGCAGCAGAAAAUUGGGCUAAAACAUUUUGAUGACAUUCAAGUUAGAAUGCCAAGAGAAGAAGUGGAGAAGAUUGCGGCCAUGAUUGAAAAAUAUGCAUUAUCUAUUGAGCCAAGGCUGAAAGUUGAGUUAUGUGGCUCAUAUCGCAGGGGCAAUACAAGUUGUGGUGAUGUUGAUAUCUUAAUAACCAGGCCAGAUAAUAUUUUUACAGAUAUCCUGUCAUGCCUGACUGCACAACUGAAAGAAUCAGGUUUCAUCACAGAUGACCUUAUAAACCUUGAGGUAAACAGGAAUCAGAAGAAAUAUUUUGGAGUCUGUCGUCUACCCGGGGAAAACCAGAAACACCGCAGGCUGGAUAUUUUUCUUGUACCUCAGUCAGAAUAUGCAACAGCUCUGAUGCAUUACACUGGUUCAGCUCUGUUCAAUCGUUCGUCUCCUGGCCACUCACAAGGGAAUGAGCUUAUCAGAACAUUGUCUACUGGCAGGAGUUGUAAGAAAGGGGAGGGACAUACUGAAUGAUGGGUACAUCGUGCCAACUCCAACUGAAGAGUCCAUAUUCAGACUUCUAGAAAUUAAAUACCGUCCUCCAGAAGAGCGGGAUCACUAGUUAUGUACAGCAAUCUUUUGUCAGCCAUGAAUUUCAAGUAUCCUAGUGCUCCAUUUAUAUCCAACUUUGGCAGUCAUGGUGUUUGGUGUUAUGUAUCAGCUGGUUUUUAAUUUGUGUUCACAUUGAAAAAAUCAAUGGCUUCCAUGUUAAGAGACCCACAUUUGCUGGGGAUGGGAUUGUAAAUGCAUCUGCGCCCGAUUUUCAAACUUCCAGAUUACUUUUGUGACACAGUUUUUUAUUUUAUGUUUAUUUUCAAAUAUGUUACUACAUAAUUUUUGUGUCUAAAGAAGCAGGAGGUAACUUUGAUGACUGUUAACAGAGACCAAGGGUCUCCAAACCCUCAAGUUUCCCAUAUGAUUGCUUGGUAUAUGUACACAAACAGUUUAGUCCAGCUCUUCAUGUGGUUCCUGGUUCAACCACUUCUAUUUCAUGUCCUUCCACUACAUGAAAUGAUUCAGUCUCACAAGGACCAUCAUCACCAUCAUCAGCCACAUAGAGAGCUGCACUGAAGAAUAUGUUUUUAAUGUGUGUGUGUGUGUGUGUGUGUGUGUGUGUGCAUGCGUGCAUAUGGGGGGGGGUGCUUUAAAAUUUCAAUUUAUGUCAAAAAUGUUAUCAUUAUUUGUGUAUUUGUAGAUCUCCUACGGGUAAUUUUUCUCAUUUUUAAAUCAGCUGGAAUUACUAUUAAAUAAAGCGUAUAAAGCAUCAAA